AUGCUUGCCCAUGAAAAGCAACAGGACAGUUUUGCUCUUCUGUUUGCAACCCAGACAGCACUUCGUGUUGGAAUCGGCGCAACCAAAGUGAUACAGAUAAUUCAAGAGAAACAUCAGAAGGUGAAACACAGAUACGUACGUUUUGAAAAUAUGUAAGAAAUUCUGUAUUUAAUACCCGCUCCUGGAUUCUAGUUUUUGAAAUAUAUAUGUUACAAUUUUAGGGAGCAUACGAGCAUGAUAGUGAUGAGUCUUAUGACAUUCAGGAACCAAGUGCAAAGCGAGCGAGGGGCCGUGCACGCGGUCAAAGAAAAAUUGGCAAAACUUCUUCUCGGCUUCAGGAUCGUGAAACUGCCUCAGAAACCAUACGUGGAUGA
Paramuricea clavata is the source of this 374-nucleotide messenger RNA. The record is from the annotation of a GenBank genome assembly. Lineage: Eukaryota; Metazoa; Cnidaria; Anthozoa; Malacalcyonacea; Plexauridae.